Molecule: messenger RNA, 6892 nt
Organism: Lepus europaeus (European hare)
Lineage: Eukaryota; Metazoa; Chordata; Mammalia; Lagomorpha; Leporidae
Gene: SMAD5
Product: SMAD family member 5
Exons: 7
Coding region: 278-1675 (465 amino acids)
Biological process (GO): transforming growth factor beta receptor signaling pathway; BMP signaling pathway; cell differentiation
Cellular component (GO): heteromeric SMAD protein complex
Molecular function (GO): RNA polymerase II cis-regulatory region sequence-specific DNA binding; I-SMAD binding; DNA-binding transcription factor activity, RNA polymerase II-specific
Source: RefSeq, a predicted model, not a curated record
CCUGGGCGAGCGGGCGCCGUACGCGUGUCCCGCGACCGGGCUGCUAAUAAAGUUGCGGCGAGGGGGAAGCGCAGCCGCGGCGCGGGGAGAGCGCGCCCAGCCGGCUCGUGAGACUUGAACCAAUGAAAGGAACAUAUGGCACUUGUGGAGAGAAAUGUCACUCUUCCCCGCUUAGGGGGAGCUUCGGCUUAGGACCUGUAUAUGACUUUCACCCACGAUCUGUUCUUGAGUAGCCACUGACUUUGAUUACAGGAAGGUCUCUGAAGAUUUGUAUCAAAUGACGUCAAUGGCCAGCUUGUUUUCUUUUACUAGUCCAGCGGUAAAGCGAUUGUUGGGCUGGAAACAAGGUGAUGAGGAGGAGAAAUGGGCAGAAAAGGCAGUUGAUGCUUUGGUGAAAAAGCUAAAAAAGAAAAAGGGUGCCAUGGAGGAACUGGAGAAAGCCUUGAGCAGCCCAGGACAGCCAAGCAAAUGUGUCACUAUUCCCAGAUCUUUGGAUGGACGCCUGCAGGUUUCUCACAGAAAAGGCUUACCCCACGUUAUAUAUUGCCGUGUUUGGCGCUGGCCUGAUUUGCAGAGUCAUCAUGAGCUAAAGCCAUUGGAUAUUUGUGAAUUUCCUUUUGGAUCCAAGCAAAAAGAAGUUUGUAUCAACCCAUACCACUAUAAAAGAGUGGAGAGUCCAGUCUUACCUCCAGUAUUAGUGCCUCGUCAUAAUGAGUUCAAUCCACAACACAGCCUUCUGGUUCAGUUUCGGAACUUGAGCCAUAAUGAACCACACAUGCCGCAGAAUGCCACGUUUCCAGAUUCUUUCCACCAGCCCAACAACACUCCUUUCCCCUUAUCUCCAAACAGCCCCUAUCCGCCUUCCCCUGCUAGCAGCACGUAUCCCAAUUCCCCGGCAAGUUCUGGACCAGGAAGUCCCUUUCAGCUCCCAGCUGAUACACCCCCUCCUGCUUAUAUGCCCCCUGAUGAUCAGAUGGGUCAAGAUAAUUCACAGCCGAUGGAUACAAGCAAUAAUAUGAUUCCUCAGAUUAUGCCCAGUAUAUCCAGCAGAGAUGUUCAGCCUGUUGCUUAUGAGGAACCCAAACAUUGGUGUUCAAUUGUCUACUAUGAGUUAAACAAUCGUGUUGGGGAAGCUUUUCAUGCAUCUUCUACUAGUGUGUUAGUAGAUGGAUUCACAGACCCUUCCAAUAACAAAAGUAGAUUCUGCUUGGGGUUGUUGUCAAAUGUGAAUCGUAAUUCGACAAUUGAAAACACCAGGCGACACAUUGGAAAAGGAGUUCACCUGUACUAUGUUGGUGGAGAGGUGUAUGCGGAAUGUCUCAGUGACAGCAGCAUAUUUGUACAGAGUAGGAACUGCAACUUUCAUCACGGCUUUCAUCCCACCACUGUCUGUAAGAUUCCUAGCAGCUGCAGCCUCAAAAUUUUUAACAAUCAAGAGUUUGCUCAGCUUCUGGCCCAGUCUGUCAAUCAUGGGUUUGAGGCAGUGUAUGAGCUCACCAAAAUGUGCACCAUUCGAAUGAGUUUCGUCAAGGGCUGGGGAGCAGAAUAUCACCGGCAGGAUGUGACCAGUACCCCAUGUUGGAUUGAGAUUCACCUUCAUGGGCCUCUUCAGUGGCUGGAUAAAGUCCUUACUCAGAUGGGUUCCCCUCUUAACCCCAUAUCUUCUGUUUCAUAGUGCAGAAGUAUUCUUUUCAAUUACAUUAUUAGUGGACUUGUUUUAAUUUUAGAGAAACUUUCAGUACAGAUACUGUGAGCUUACAUGGAAAACAGAUAUUACAGCUUAUUUUUUUCUACAUAAUUGUGACCAAUACAUUUGUAUUUUGUGAUGAAUCUACAUUUGUUUGUAUUCAUGUUCCCGUGAUGAACUCUCAGAGGUAUUGUGAAAGAUGCAGAGUAUUGUGCCCCAGGUCAGAAGUUUGCAUUGAUGCUAAACUGGAACAUGCUUUUGCUUUCUCGUCUCAACAAUUUUUUGUUAGUUAAAUAUAUAAGAAGAAUCACAAGGUGAAACACGAAAUAGGGUAUAAUGAAAACUAAGUCUUUCCUCCCACUGUUUAUGUUCCUGAAACUGCUUUUAUCACCGUUUUUGUCCCAUCAGCUUUAAAAAAGUAGGGUUCAUUGUUUUGCAAAAGCAAAAGAUAGGGGCUUAAAAAGAACUAUAAGAACACGGUGUUUGAUUUGAAGGAACACUGUGUGCGUCUCAACAGGCAGUGCUCACUGAAAGCAGAGUGAUAGUUUUCUAGAUGACAUCGUAAAAUUUACCUUUAAUAUAGCUAAAUGUUUGUCAGUGUAAUGUAACUUUAUGCUAUAUACCUUUUGUAAAACAUUUCCUUUUUAAAAAUAAUAUUGCAAAUAACUGAUCUCCAGUAUAUGUCAUUUACUCAUAAUCUGUCAUAAGUACUACUUUAUAGCCAGUGACAGUGCAUGCAUGGCCUCGUUCAGCUGUGUUUGCUGCUUUUGGCCAAUGUUGCAAAAACUCUAAUUUUUACAUGCAUUAAUCUUUCAUUUUGCACUUUGAUGGGUGGCAGUUCUUAGUGUAAUCUUUGGUAAAACACACUCAAGUGACUUGGACUUAGAUGCUUAGCCUUACUUCUGUGGUUACCUCUUUUGUAUUAAUAAACACUGCAACUUUUAGACUACAGUUGUAGGAAGUUAGGCUUUUUCUUUCUUUUUUUUUUUUUUUUAAUUUUCUUGUUAUUUUCAACCUUGGUUAUAAGACUGUUAUUCUGUAGCUCCAACUUCAGGUGCCUUUUUAAUUCUCUGUGAUUUUAUGGGUGUUAUUAAUGCUGGAAAAUCACACACUUAAUGCCAUUGCUCUUCUGUCAGCUCAUGUGGGAACCUGUGCACUCUAGCCGUGGGAACCCUUCAACGUGGACCUCAAGAAUGAGGCUUCUGAUCAGGUGCUCACAUGAAUCAGCAGCGAGUGUUGGCAUAGCUGAUUUUUAGAAUAUUCAUGUAACAGAUUGUAGACGGUUCUCUCACCAUCAGUACUGUGUCAGCUUCCAUUUUUUAGUACCUGUUGGAUGCUAGACUCCCAAAGUACUAUCUUCAAAGAGGAAAAACAUGAAAACUCUAAAAUGUUAAGCAAAAGCUUUUAACACUUUUUCUAGGGAGCUGUUAAAUGGACAGUUAGUAUGGCAAUAGAAUGAAGACAUUAUUUUGGGAAAAAAGAUAACCUAAUUUACCCAACGCAAGAAGUUUUGUUUUCUGGUGCCUUUUGAAAGUGUAUGGAGCCAUGUUGUCAUUCUGUUUAAACUGUUAGUUUGGUUUAACUUUCUACUUUUACUAUUUCUGCUUUUAUGGAAAAAAAAAGUACGUCUUUUAAGGAAAGGAUUAUGUGAUUUCUUUUGUCUCCUGUGCCAUUAUUUAUUGUUUUUCUAAGUGCAGCCCAUGGGUGGUUUGCGUUUUUUUCAGUUGAAGAGCCCUUUGUGUCCCAGCUCACCACCAUUCUUGCUGGGUGACAGGACCACUUUGUGACAGUAACCUGAGCCUUAGCACAAGUGUCACAAGACAUGCGUCCUCAGUCUCCCAGAGCAGUGGCAGCCACAUUGGAGAGCCAUUUGCUUUGUGUUUUCAUCAUUCUCUCACCCGUCAGGUGCAUGGCACAAUCUUUGGAACAAAUUUGUGGGAAAAAAAAUCAUUCAAGUUGAAUGACAGAUACAUGGAAACAACUUCAGCAGGUUCCCAUGGUAAACUAGGAGAAUCUGUUGCAUAGUUUUACUGAUGUUUUCAAAUGGGAGCUAAUUAAACAUUGUUUUUAUUUGUGACCAUAAUGUCAUAGCUUUUGGAGUUAGCAGGAUUUUGUGUGACUGGCCUCAUAGAAGACAGUGUUGAAGCUGUUAGCUCUCAAGGGUUUCAUGGAAAAGGGUAUACUUCCUGUAGUUAUUCAAAGUUGUCAGCCCCACACCUGUGGAUUUUAAAUGAGAAGUCUAUUUACUCCAGCUGCUUUACAGUCACUAAGAAUGCCCAUGUGUCUGUGAAUGGGAAGUAACACUUGCUAGGGAAAAAAAAAGUGAAAUCCUGGCAAACAGCAUUUGUGGAAAUUACAGGUAGCUUUUUUUUGUUGUUGUUAUUUAGAUUUAUUUGUCCAAAAGUCACAGUGACCGGAGGGAGGAGAGGCAGAGAGAGACGUUCCACCCAUUGGCUCACUCCCUGAAUGCCUAAAACAGCUGGGGCUUGACCAGGCCAAAGGUAGGAACCAGGAACUCCUGCAUAUCUCACCUGGGUAGCAGGGUCCCCGGUGCUUGGGCCAUCAUCUGCUGCUUCCCAGGCACAUUAGCAGGGAGGUGAAUUGGAAGCAGAGUACCUGGGACUGGAACCCGGCACUUUGAUAAGAGAUGUAGGCAUCCCAAGUAGCAGCUUAACCCACUGUGCCACAGCACCUACUCCAAGAAAAUCACAGUUUUAAGGUUUUAUUUAAUCUACAGGAUGGUUAAUAGUUAGUCAAGUUUAUGAAAACAUCAGCACUACAAUAAUCACUAUUUAUACAAGCAUAUACCAACUGAAAAGACCGAAUAUGGAAAUAACAGAGUUACAACCAAUUUGGUAAAUACAGAAAGCAAAGUAGAAUCAAAUUAAUCUUAGUGAUGAAUUAAAGCAACAGGAAAAUAUUAAUUGCAUAAAAGCAGGAUAUAAAAGGUGCAUUUGACGGUCAUCUGUACAUAAUGGAAUGUUACGGCCUGGUUGUUAUUGCCUGGGUAAAAUUAUGGAAUGUAAACUAGUAGUCAUGUUAUUAAUCUACUGAGACUAACAUUAUUUUAGAGACAUUUUAAGGAAAACAAUGUCAGCUGUAAGCAUCAAUAUGAAUCAUUUUUCACAUUUUACUGCUGCUGUGUAAGACAACUGUGGUAGUAGAAUUGGCUGGGUUCCUGAGGUGAAAUCUGGAGUACUUUUACUAACUCAGUAAUUCAGCGGGCCACACCCAGUAAUACAGAAAGACACAGCCAUUUUACCCUUUUUGUAACUUUUGAAAGCAAGACACCCUUUUGGGAUGUAGAGUGAUUGCUAAGUAUUCAGGUCUGAAACCUGCUGUCAAGAUGAGAACCCAGGCCUGUGUUACAAACCUUUCGUAUAACCCGAGGGGACCCAGGGAACAGUUCCCUGCCCUGUAAUAGUUCUCUGUUGGAGGAGAACGUUUACACAGGAAAUGAAAUCACACCAGUGGAGAAACUCCAGAACCUGUGCUGGUGCCUCUCACAGCACUGUGCUUGGGUUACAGAGAGCAUCUGGUUUACCAGUACAGUGGCAUUUCUUGAUGCUUUUUCUCAUCAUUUGCUUAAUAGUACUUAGGAUCAUUAUCACCUUUCCCACUUAAAACACAUUAAUAUCCUUCUUUCCAAGGAAAACAGAAUCUUGAUAAAUUAUUAGUGAAUUCAGCUCCCAGUGAAGACUUCGAUUUUGGACCCGUUAACUUUUAACUGGGUCGGAGCCCUUCCUUGUCUUAUUAAAUCCUCACGUAAUCUCCCAAGUAUGAAUAUGAACAUGUGUCCUGUUACGCCCAUCAGCUAGACAAGCAAGUAUCCUUGAAGGUAGUAGGGACCUGUUGGUUUUAGAUGUGCUUGAUGAUUGUUAUGGAAGUUUUCCUAAAUGGUGAUUGAUGGGUGGUCUUAGCAUAAGCCAGGACAGCUUUUUGGAGGUUUGAUGCCUGUUCCCCAGGGCAAGCAGCAUGUUUCUCAUUGAUAAUAGGUGAGAUUCUCAGGAAUUUUCUUAUUGUGAAGGAGGUAUGAAUGAACAAUGAGAAUUCAAGGCAUUUCUUCUGCGUAAACAAAGAUGCCAAACAGAAACCUCUGCAGUUCUGUGGAAUUGAGUGGAACGCAGCUCAGUGGGUGCUGGUUACAGGAGUAACAGUGUUUAUCAGCAGCUCAGUGGGUGCUGGUUACAGGAGUAACAGUGUUUAUCAGCAGCUCGGUGGGUGCUGGUUACAGGAGUAACAGUGUUUAUCAAGCCUGCCACAUUGGAUCACUUGUUUCCCAAAGUACUGCUGUCCUGUAAACUAAGUGACAUCCUGCAGUUGGGUGGUUCACCAAAACCAGUGGAAGUGAGUUCACACUCUGACGGGUUUGUUGUUUUUUUAAAUGAGAAAAUGUAUGCUAUGCUAUUUGCCAGGAGCAGCUGAUGUAACACAAGUGAUGAGUUACUUUGUUCAAAAGAUCCAGUUGUAGACGGGGAUGGAUUGGUCAUUCAUGGCAGGGUGAGAAAGGUUUGUGUCAUUCUUGUCUAAAUAACUCACUUCCUAAAAUUCUUAGAAUCGUCGUAAGCCAUUAUACAAUACGAAUUUACUUGAAGUUACCUUUAAAAGUUUGGAAUUUUGUGUACAGGUAGUUUUUCCCCUUCAUGAAUGAAUAGGUAGUGUCUUGAUUACUAGCAGGUGUGAGCUGUAACAAAACUCCAGUGAGGCCAAAGAAUCCCAAAUCUUUGUAACAGAAAUCUUUUAGUGCCAGGUUGUUGCCUUUUAUUACCACUGAAGAUGAUACUGCUUUGAUUUGUUCCUAAAAUAACUCUAGGGACUCUAGAAGGGGCUGGUUCAGCAAGUGAUUUUCUUUUUAACCUGUGUGGUUAAAGUUGCAUUUUGAAAUCACUGAAAUUGGGUAAAAUUGUCAGGAAAAUGGGAUGAAUGUGUGCAACAGCUGACUUUCUCCCAGAAAGGUGUUUCACAUGCAGAUGAUAAAGACCAAACCAACGGCUGCGCUGCAGGUCUGCUCUUCUCAUUUGUGCUUGUCCGUUUCUGUUGAUAUUGAGAAAAUGAAAUUUUGGCAACUUGCUUCGACUGUUCUUUUUGAUACUUACAAAUGUGUACUAGGUUUUACUAUAUUGUGCUUUUCAAAGCCAUAACUCUUAAAAAAUUUGUUUUUGCAAUUGUUUGCUAAUACUUUAUUUUAAUAAACCUCAAAACCUG